ACAUUGACACACUGGCAAAGAAGUAUGAGGCCAUUCUCCACCACCCACCACAGUCUAUGGAGACCAUUAACAGUCAGUAUGCUGAAUUCAAGUACAUAAUGAAGCAAAAACUUAAACAGAGGUCAAUCAGCACAUUCUCAGAUAUGGUUGCUGCAACACUUAGAUGUGAGGAGCUAAAGGAGAUCUCACAGCUUGUGGAUAUUUGUGCUACAUUUCAAGCUUCCAGUGCCGACUGUGAAAGAGGAUUUAGUUUAAUGAAUCAUAUCAAAACAAAAUCCAGAAAUCGUCUUGAAGUGACACAUUUGGACCAGCUGAUGCGCAUAAAGUCAAAGCAAGAAGCAGACGAAGCCAUCAACCUGGACAAAGUGUACAACCAUUGGAGAAGUGAGAAGGACAGACGUGAAAAAUAAGAACAGGACCCUCAGCCAGGCAAAGCAGGACUCUUCCCAUGGCCAAAGCAGGACUCUCACAUACUGUAUAACAUCUACACAUCCCAUUUUUCAGAUUUUUGUCUUUUUUUAAGUGGACCAAAUUACUUAUUUAAAAAUAAAGCGUGCAUAUCUAAUGUUGCUCACAGUAGUCCUCAGUUUGCUCAGGGAGCUUGUGUGUAUGCCCAGAUACAUGAAAAAUUAGAGGGAACAUUGGUUAUGAGUAUUCAAAUCAGGAAGGGAUGCAAAAAAUGUUGAAAAGAAAUGCUCAUCAUCACAGUUAGGGGUGUAAACAUUAGCUAAAAUUAGAGGAGUGUUAUACAGAUGCCCUGUAACUACCACAAAUCUACCAUGUGGGUCAGAGGUAACAUGGGAUGGGAUGAAAGGCGUGUUCUUAUUUAUUAAAAUGGCAGUUCCCCGAGAUUUAAAGAGGAAAUUUGAAUGGUACAUUUGAACAACCCAACCUUUCCGCAACCGGAAGUGACCUUGGUUUCUCAAGUGAGUCUCCUGUAGAAACGCAAUUUCAGCAUUGAGCUUUUUCAAAUGAGUCAAAACUCUUCCCCGCUUCACUGCGUUAUUAAGGCCCUUCGUAUUCCAACUGAUAUAUUGCACUAGGCUUUUCCCUUUAGCAUAGGAAGAUGUCAUAGCUACCUAGUCCAGUGACUAUCCUAUUAAUUGUAUUUCCAUCAAAUAUAAUUUUAACAAGCAGCUUUUUAAGGAAAUGAAUAACGCACAGAUAGCAAAACAGAAGAAAAAAAAAAACAAUACCCCCCACCCUCCACUGACUUUCCCCAACUGAAAGGCGAGAAAAUCCCACAUUAGCACAAAUCCAAACAUUGUGUAGUCACUACACCAGCUAAACUACUUCUGAACUUCUGUUUAGCUGAAGCUCCCUUUUAACACUAAAAAUCAAACAUUAAAAGUGCAUGUAUACAUAUCUGCAUAAAAAUAACCGUUCAACCAUAAUAUAUCAUAAUAGAGGAAGGAAUUGGACUGAAAUACAAAAGCUUAGGUUUACCUCAUUGUCCCUAGGUAACAUAGAGGGCUUCUUUAAAUCGAAAAAAAAAAAAUAUAUAUUAUUAAUAAUAAUAAUAAUAAUAAUAAUAAUAAAAGAAAAAAAUUAAAUUAAAUAUAUAAAUGAUGUAGGUACCAUGGCCUACAAAAGACAUAAACUACAAAGCCCAUAUGUCUACCUCAGAGUGACUCACGUAACCAUGCCCCCUUCCGCAUCUCUUCUGUAACAGUAUUGGCUCACUGUAAAUUCGAAACGUGCAGCCUUCAAUAAAAACGGAGGUUGCCGGCGUUUCGCUCUCUUUCUUCGCCCUCUCUUCUCUUUUUCCCAUUCUGCGCUUGCUUUCAUUGUCCUCUCCCUGGACUCGCCAUCCAUCUCCCGUCACCCUCCCGCGUAAGUCCACACGCCUGGAACAGUUCGCAAGGCCUGCAGCUGAGCCAGGCCCGAAUAUCCUUGGUGGCUGCUGGCGGAACGAGGCGCUACGAAGCGCUAUUUUUAGAGGUGGUCAAAGAACCAGGAGAGCCACGCACGACCGACGCAUCCUGCAGAGCGAGUCCCAAGAAGCAAGAGACUAGCGGAGGAUCCGGUUGCGUGUUUUGGAACAGAAAAGGGCUUCCCCUUUCCACCACAACCUCCACAGACUUCGCACUGGAAACCAGGAAACAUUUUUCUAACAACCAACCCAAAGCAAAGGACACUCAAAUAAGGCUAUAACUCUGGGUUUAGUAUAAUUAGCGACAGACCGAAUGUAGCCACUUUCGUGCUUGGAUGUAUAUAACUGUAACAUUCAUACUCCAUCUUGUUCCUUUGUUUUCCGUGAACACGUGUCCGCUGUACACAACCCCCACCUAGGAGAACGUCCAACAUUCCUCACAUUCCUCACAUACUUACACAUACACACAACACCUACACACAAGCACACACAACACCUACCCACACGUGCACUCACAUAGUUUAUCACAUCAUAGUAGUGAAUUGUGCUUUGCCCUUUUCGGUACUUUGUUGAAUAAACUUUAUUAUAUUUAGGCUACACGGUUGUCUGUAUUUAUAUUACUCUUGUGUUGAAUUGAGUCAGCCGCUGCUAAUCCAAAGAACUUAAUGAAUACCUUCACCCCCUUAGCUAAAUCAUUUAUAUUAAUUUAGUAUUAGCUGAAUGAUAUUAUGAUUUGGUUAAGAUUGACUAUAAUGUGUAAUUUUAAUCAUAAUUAAUUUAAUUAUUAAUUUGAAUUGCUAAUGUAUAGUUUGUAUAAUUAUUAUGAGACUGAUUAUUACAUGCUGGCACCACCUGUGAGGAUAUUGAUGUAUAUCUUCUACAGUUUGGUGCCCCACUAUGAGAAGUAACGGCAUGUCCCCAACAAUUUUUUAAAUAAUAAUUCCAGAAACUUGGAAAGUAAAUAUUAGGCUGUAUCAAGUGUUAUAUAUCAGGCAGGGGGAUUCGAAGUUACCCAAAAUUACAAAUAUUUAAAAGCAGGGACAACAUACUACCCAUACUGUUUGGCAUGGGAACUGUUCAGCUGCAGCCAGGAAGGCCCUGCAGCGGGUUGUGAAAUCGGCCCAGUACAUCACCGGAACCAGUUUCCCCGCCAUCAAGGACAUUUACACAGAAAGGUGCUGCUUUUAUUGUUGUACGUUCUGUUUUUAUUGCUUGUUUAAUUUUUCUGUUUUUAGGUAUUCACUAUGGCCCCGGGGGCACUAUAUUUCGUUCUGCUUUUAGCAUAACCUGUAAGGAGAAGGAAUGACAAUAAACUUAAACUUAACAUUAUCUAGUUCAAGACCUGUGUUCAGUGUUCAAUGACCCAAAAUGCUAGUUCCCCUAUCUAUAUCAAAGGGUUCUGUAAUAAAAGUUUAUAUUCGAGGCCUGAGCUAGAGCGUUGCGCAGUACUCAAAACCAGCAGCGAGAGGCGACAACACACCAACAGGCGCCGAGCCCACCGAAAAGUAAAAGAAGAAGACGGCUCAUAUUUUUUCACCCUUAAGGCCACCAUAGUCCCCAGGAACGGGGAGUAUCUGAAGUCAUCGUGUUAACAUUUAUCAUGAGAAACAAGGCAGUACCCUGAGUGUGAAAUAAAACCUUAACACAAAAAGCCUUUGUCUUAUAAUAAAAUUCUUCCCAAAAUGGAUAAAUAAAAGUCUGGUCUUAACUUAAAAUGGACCGUCAGAGAGAAUGUCAACGGGGAUAGAUAAAGACGUAAGCCAUAUUAGUUAUGUGCAACGUUAGCAGGUAGACUGACCAUUAAACUAGCCAUCUCAAAUUAGACCAAAAUAAAGUUAUGUUACUCACACGACUAUUAAACUAUGGAUGCGGGAAAAUCUUUGUGUGGUAGAACUCAGUAGCUGAUUCUGGAGUGUUGAAUUUGUGCCUGACACCAUUGAAGUUCACAGAGAGAACAGCAGGAUAGAAUAGACUGUACUCGAUCUUGGCCACACGCAACUUGGCUUUCACUGAAUUGAAGGCAGCUCGAAGUUUGCCAACCUCGGGAGGGAGAUCCAGGAAGAUAUGAACGGGCAAAUCUUGAUAGGAGAGCCAUCCUUUGCCCUUGGAUAUGCCCAAAAUUUGCUCCUUUUCAGCAUAGUAUUGUAGCCAUACCAGGAUGGGACGAGGGCGCUCACCUUUCUUCAGUUUGGGAGCCAGAGAUCUAUGGACACGAUCAAUGAUCACAGGAGAUAUAAAGUUCUCAGGACCCAAAACCUCCGGAAAGAACUGUGACAUAAAGCGAGUGGGGUUGGCUCCCUCAGCUCCCUCUGGGACACCAAUGUUUCUUAAAUUUUGCCGUCGACUCCUGGAUUCGAGGUCUGUACACUUCUCUUGUAGUCGCUUCAUUUCGCAUGACUGUGAUUCAUUCUGGCGGUCCAGUCGUGCAAUCCGCUCAACCGCGUUGUUGAGGCUCUGUGCUAUGGUAGCCUGCUCCACAGUCACUUCUCUGUGCGAAGUUUUCCAAAUCAAAGCAUAGCUUUUUGAUUGGUGUCUCCUCCGCCAUCUUGUGACUUUCUUGUGAUGUUCACUCUCGCGUGGAAUCCGGCUCUAUGUUAUGCUGUCUCAUUCAAUACCGAGUAUGGUUUUAAAGUAGGUAAUUAAAUUGUGAUUAAAAGGCUGUUAUGUGUUGAUAUUAAAGGAAAAUAUUUGGGAUCUGCGAGACUUAGGUCUACUCCAUUGCAGGCUCACACCGGAAGUCCCCUACAACCAGCAAAAGCUGGAUUCAAGGACCACAAUUCUUGUUGAGGCCAAAGUGUGAAUAGUCAGAGCGUCCAGACAAAUCCAGUCAUUCAACAGAAGACGACGUUGAGGUCAGGAGGUCAGACACAGUGUCCCUCAUACAGACUUAUGAGAACACAGAUGCAAUGAGUCAACUUGCCGAGAACUUCUCAAGUUGGUACAAACUCAAAAAAGCAACAGCUUGGCUCAUGCGCUUGAAAGAGAUUCUGCUAAACUUGAGUCAGAAGAGAAAGGAAUUUCAACAGGCCAUCAGUCAGUGUGAAAGUAAUCCGUCCAAAGUGAAGUCCCUACUUCAGCAAAAGAUUCUCAAAUACAAAAAGAGCUGUGAAAAACGAGCACUCACCAUUGAGGAUUUAUCCAAGGCAGAAUCAGAGUUGAUUUGGCUCUGUCAGAAACAGAAAUAUGCAGAAGAGAUCAAAGCCUUACAGCAAGGUAAAGGUCAUGUCAGCUUGUGUCAUGCCAGACAAGCCACCCUUCACAAAUACUGGUGUGGAUUAUUUCGGACCUUUUGAGGUCAGUAGGGGACGUAGCAGAGUGAAGAGAUAUGGUGUGCUUUUCACAUGCUUAACCAGCAGAGCAGUCCACAUAAAAGUUGCGCACUCGCUUGACACCAACUCAUGUAUCAACACAUUGCGUCACUUCAUGAGUAGAAAAGGCCAGGUGUCUGUUCUUCGUUCUGACAACUGCACUAAUUUUAUUGGAGCCGAGAGAGAGUUGCGGGAAGCAUUGAAAGACCUGGACCAAUCCAAGAUCAAAGAAGCUGUGAUGAAGAGAGGAGUCAAGUGGAUCUUCAGUACCCCGGGUGCAUCCCACCACGGAGGUGUCUGGGAACGCCAAAUACAAACUGCCAGGAAGGUUCUAAGUUCCCUACUAAAGCAACAAGUGUUGGAUGAUGAGGGUCUGCAGAUCCUCUUAUGUGAGGUGGAAAGCAUUAUCAAUGACAGACCCAUAACAACGACCUCAGAUGACCCUAACGACCUCAAGGUGUUGACCCCAAACCACUUGCUAUUGAUGAGGACACAGCCAAAUAUUCCCCCAGGUGUCUUUUUAAAAGAGGAUCUAUAUGUGCGCCGCCGCUGGAGACAAAUUCAAUACAUGGCGGACCUGUUUUGGCGCACAUGGACACAAGUAUUUACCUCUCUUACAAGAAUGACAGAAGUGGAGCACAUCAAGGAGGAACUUCAAGUUUGGGGAUGUUGUUCUUAUCGUAGACUCCUCCGCUCCAUGAAACUCGUGGAUGAUAGGAAGAAUUAUCAAGAUUAUGCCAGACUCAAAGGGUACAGUCUGCAGUGCCUGUGUUCAGAUGAAGACAAGUAUGCUGGAGAGACCCAUUACAAAGUUAUGCCUGUUGGAGGAAGCAGUGUAAAGGUCAAGAAGGACUUACUUAAGGCAAGAUAAGAAAAUACUUACCUGUCUUGAAUAAAGAUGAACACUUUAACCUGUUAGAAACCUGUAAGAAGAAAGACAUAUUUUGUUGAUAUUAAUUAUUAUGGUGUAUUAGUGAUUUUUUAUUUACCUUUGGUUAUAUUAUAUAUAUAUUUCCCAUGUAGAACAUUAUAGAUGUAUAAAAUAACUACCUCAAACCGUUUCUCCCCUCUGAUUGGGUAACACUUUAAUAAGGACCAUAAGUUUCACUUCUGCUUUUGUAUUAGACGAAGCUAUUGAGCCGAGGGAGCACACUAGUCUUUGACUGUGUCUUUAUUUUUGUUUUGUACAGUUUUCAAUCCCUUCAGUAAACAGUUAAAAGGA
Messenger RNA from Anguilla anguilla (European eel), 6403 nucleotides. RefSeq lists its product as uncharacterized. Gene Ontology annotation, biological process: DNA integration. The transcript is spliced from 3 exons. The record is from RefSeq and is a predicted model, not a curated record. NCBI's taxonomy places the organism in Eukaryota, Metazoa, Chordata, Actinopteri, Anguilliformes, Anguillidae. Bases 5057 to 6052 code for a protein of 331 amino acids. Gene Ontology annotation, molecular function: nucleic acid binding.